This is a messenger RNA of Chelonia mydas (Green sea turtle), 2223 nucleotides long. It is a transcript of the gene IL2RG, whose product is annotated as interleukin 2 receptor subunit gamma. The transcript has 8 exons. Gene Ontology annotation, biological process: cytokine-mediated signaling pathway. Gene Ontology annotation, cellular component: membrane; external side of plasma membrane. Lineage: Eukaryota; Metazoa; Chordata; Testudines; Cheloniidae. Gene Ontology annotation, molecular function: cytokine receptor activity; protein binding. The record is from RefSeq and is a predicted model, not a curated record. The coding region runs from base 665 to 1783 and encodes 372 amino acids.
GCCCUGGGGCGGCCCGUGGUCCCGCUCUGGGGCGGCCCGUGGUUCCGCUUUGGGGCGGCUCGUGCUCCAGCCCAUGGUCCCGCUCUGGGGCGGCCCGUGCUCCAGUCCUGGGGCAGUCUGUGCUCCAGCCCAUGGUCUUGCUCUGGGGAAGCCCAUGGUCCCGCUCUGGGGCGGCCUGUGCUCCAGCUCUGGGGCAGGCCCAGCCCAUUGUCACCACACGACCAGGCCAGGCCGUGAUGCCAGCGCCCCCUUGCUAUGAGGCCACGCUGCAGCUGGUGCCUUUCCAGUCCGGCUGCCAGAUCAGGCUGCGCCUCAGCUGCCUACCCUGUCCCCCGACAUGAACUCCCCUGCCGUGAUGGGGCCUGGCAAGCUCUGCACGGCUGCUCGCCACAGGCUGGGCUGCAGCUCACAGGGAGUUUCCCUUGGCUGUAGAGUGAAGCACGCACUGUGCCUACCCCCGAGGGCUGCCGAGACCAAGCACUCUCCUGCCUGCAAGCACGCGGGGACGAGGUUUUGUACAGGAAGCAGCAAUGAGUGCGGAAGUGGAGAGUCAGCUGCGUGGUAUUCUCCUUCAGCAGCGAGCACUCGGCCCGUGAGGAGCUGUGACACAGCCAGCUCUGCCGGCUGGCCCCGGCUCUCAGAGAACGCGUAGCAGUACAGGGCCAUGGAUUCUCCUCUCUCUCCCUCCUCUGCCAGGAAGGAAGCUGGGAUGUUCCUGACUCUAAUCCUCCUGCUCUCUGGUCGCAGCCUGCGAGCCAUGGCUGCCCAGAGCCCACAAGGCGUGGAGUGCAUAGUCUUCAACGAUCAGUACCUGACCUGUAUGUGGGGCAGCAAAGCGACACUGACAGCCAAUUACUCGCUCUAUUACUGGUACAUUCCCCCAAGGAGUGAAAACCACAUGCCAGUUGAGGAAUGCAAGCACUACCUCCAGGAGGAGGGCAUCAACACGGGCUGCUGGUUCAACCACAGUGAGAUCAUCCAGUUCCGCCCCUUCUACAUCCACGUCAACGCCAGCCAUGGGGGCAGGAGCCUCAUCAUCCCCACCAAAGUCAUGAAACUGCAGGACCUAGUGAAACCCGCUCCACCUGUGAACCUGACCAUCCAGAACAUAAGCAAUAACCAGCUGCAGCUGACCUGGGACUCCAUGUACCUCAAGCCCCUCUGCUUGGAAUAUGCUGUCAAAUACAAAAGCAACCAGGACACCAGCUGGACGGAGCACUUGGUCAGUGGCAAGAUCUUCUCCUUCCCUAGCGUGGACUACGAGAAGUAUUACACCUUCUACGUGAAAAGCAAGAUCAAUCAGUACUGUGGCACCACCCAGCUCUGGAGCGAGUGGAGUGUCCCAGUGUUCUGGGGCAACAAUGCAACAGACCAGGGCACGGCGGAGGAGCAGGCACCAUGGUUCUGGAUUCACGUGGUUCUCCCCAUUGCCUCUUUGAUGCUCUUCCUAGUCCUUGUCAUUUUGCUGAUUCGAAUGGAAAGAGUCUGGGUCAUUCUCAUGCCCAGAAUCCCCAACCCCAGCAAGAACUUCGAAGAGCUCUUCAACACCCACCAGGGCAACUUCCCGGAAUGGGCCGGAGUCUCCAAGGACAUCGUGGAGAGCUUUAAACCUAACUACAGUGAGAGCUUCUGCUACGUCAGCGAGCUGCCCCCCAAGGAGGGCAGCACGCCCCUCUGGGAGGGCCGUGACAAGCUGAGGGCCCCCCCAGGGCGCUUCUCAGCCCCAGCCUCCAGCAGCAGCCCUGGGCUGAGCCUCUUCAAGAACAGCUACGUGGGAGUGUGACAUUACCAGCAGGAGUCGGGAUUGUCUGCUUCUAGCGCCUCUCCUCACACUGCACCCCCACCCUCCUUGCCCCGCCCCAAUGCCUCCCCCAUCCACCCCAGCACCCCUCCCCAUCCAACCCAGCACCCCUUGCCCAGCGCCUCAAGCACUCCCCCCAGCCCCCGUCUGCAAGCGUACACCUCUUUCCACAUACACGACUCUCCCCUCAUCAUUCUUUCAGUGCCCCCCCGCAUGCACUUUGCAUCCCUGCCAGCCGCCAUGCGGCUCACCAGCAUAAGGCACCUGGCCGUGUGCCUGCUGUGCCCCGAACAUUUGUCCUGCUUGGCCUUGCUGCCCCUACUGCUCCCCACAUUCUGCCUGGGCUGAUCAGGGCCCUGGCGGAGGAGCUCUCUGGCUGGUGACUGUGCAGCAGAUUUACAAAUAAAAACAGUCUCACCCAA